AUGGAGGGAGAGAGAGCAGUGAAUGCAGAGGUUCGGUACAGAGGGAUUCGUAGAAGGCCAUGGGGUAAGUUUGCAGCAGAGAUUCGUGACCCUACAAGAAAAGGGACACGCGUGUGGCUGGGAACCUUUGACACCGCCGAGGAGGCUGCACGAGCUUAUGAUGCUGCUGCAUUUCAUUUUCGUGGUCACAGAGCCAUUCUCAACUUCCCUAAUGAGUAUGAUCACUCUCCGAAUCUAAACUUUUCAAUUUCAUUGCCACAGCCUCCUCCUCCUUCUUCUUCUUCUUCUUUUUAUUCUGGUGAUGGCUUUUUGAGAGCCGGUUCGUUAAGACAACAACAACAACAACAUGCUGGCAAUACUUUUGAGUUGGAAUACGUGGACAAUAAGUUGCUUGAAGAACUCCUUCAGGCGCAAGAAGAGAAAAAGUUGAGAAUCAAAACGCCAAAGCUAGUGUAG
Molecule: messenger RNA, 456 nt
Organism: Gastrolobium bilobum
Lineage: Eukaryota; Viridiplantae; Streptophyta; Magnoliopsida; Fabales; Fabaceae
Product: ethylene-responsive transcription factor ERF098-like
Exons: 2
Coding region: 1-456 (151 amino acids)
Biological process (GO): regulation of DNA-templated transcription; ethylene-activated signaling pathway
Molecular function (GO): DNA binding; DNA-binding transcription factor activity
Source: RefSeq, a predicted model, not a curated record